Molecule: messenger RNA, 1209 nt
Organism: Hibiscus syriacus
Lineage: Eukaryota; Viridiplantae; Streptophyta; Magnoliopsida; Malvales; Malvaceae
Product: lycopene epsilon cyclase, chloroplastic-like
Exons: 11
Coding region: 1-1209 (402 amino acids)
Biological process (GO): carotenoid biosynthetic process
Molecular function (GO): oxidoreductase activity, acting on paired donors, with incorporation or reduction of molecular oxygen
Source: RefSeq, a predicted model, not a curated record
AUGGAGUGUGUUGGAGCCCGGAACCUCACCGCAAUGUCGGCGAGAGCUAGUGGAGCGAGAGGCGAGAGUUGCGUUGCGGUUAAGGAAGACUUCGCCGACGAAGAAGAUUUCAUAAAAGCCGGUGGCUCUGAGCUUCUCUUCGUUCAAAUGCAGCGGAAUAAGGAAAUGGAUACGCAGUCCAAGUUAGCGGAUAAGUCAGAUCUUGGACUUGAAAGAUGUAUUGAGCAGGUUUGGCGUGAUACCAUUGUAUACCUCGAUGAUGAUAAGCCUAUUAUGAUUGGACGUGCUUACGGGCGUGUUAGUCGACACUUGCUCCAUGAGGAGUUGUUGAGGAGGUGUGUCGAGUCAGGUGUAAUGUAUCUUAAUUCAAAGGUAGAGACAAUUAUUGAAGCUACCGAUGGUCAUAAUCUCGUACCUUGUGGACACAAUCGUGUUGUUCCUUGCAGGCUUGUUACUGUUGCUUCAGGAGCAGCUUCAGGUAAACUGUUGCAGUAUGAGGUAGGGGGUCCAAGAGUCUCCAUACAAACAGCGUAUGGCAUCGAGGUUGACGUGGAGAACAAUCCUUAUGAUCCCAGCCUGAAGGUUUUCAUGGAUUAUAGAGACUAUACUAAACAAGAAAUUCCAUCUUUGGAAGCACAAUGUCCAACAUUUCUUUAUGCCAUGCCCAUGUCUUCAACAAGAGUUUUCUUUGAGGAAACUUGUCUGGCUUCGAAAGAUGCCAUACCUUUUGAUUUAUUAAAGAAGAAGCUCAUGUUGAGGUUAGAGACCAUGGGAAUCCGGAUUUUAAAAGUUCAUGAAGAGGAGUGGUCUUACACCCCAGUUGGUGGUUCCUUACCAAACACAGAGCAGAAGAUCCUUGCAUUCGGUGCUGCUGCAAGCAUGGUGCAUCCUGCUACUGGUUAUUCGGUUGUCAGAUCAUUGUCAAAGGCUCCAAAUUAUGCUUCUGUAAUUGCAAAUAUCCUAAAGAAGGGUCAUUCUAAUGGUUUGCUUACCAGUGAGAGAAAUAAUGGGAAUAUCUCAAUGCAUGCUUGGAAUACUCUUUGGCCACAAGAAAAGAAACGCCAGAGAGCAUUCUUUCUGUUUGGGCUAGCACUCAUAUUGCAACUAGAUAUUGAAGGCAUUCGAACGUUCUUCCAUUUGCCAAGAUUGAAAGAAACUGCAGAUAAUGCAUCGGAAGAUAUUUCAGGAUCCAAAAUGCCUUCCAUGUAA